UAGAAGUUGUUGAUCUCCAAGUAAAAAGGUUAAAGAAAACAAAUCAAACUUAAAACAAAAGAGAAGAACAAAAAAAAUGAAGCAAUUACUUGUUCUAUCUAAUGUAUUACUACUUCUAUCCACAUGCGAUGCCGCUGCAUUCAUGUCGCCGUCAGAGUCACCUGUGUCCUCUCCAUCUGAACCAUCAAACAAUGAUUGUUCCACAGUAGUUUACGGCAUGUUUGAUUGUCUUUCCUUUUUGACAGUUGGAUCAACUGAUCUUAGUCCUACUAAAACAUGCUGCGAAGGGGUUAAAAUUGUUCUUGAAUAUAACUCUAGCUGUCUAUGCGUUGCGUUGGAGAGUAGUCGUGCAAUGGGGUUUGAUUUGAUUAACAAUAGAGCUCUUGCAAUGCCUUCUACUUGUAACAUCCCCAUCGAUCCUCAUUGUGUAUCUCCUUCGAAACCACCGACAACUACACCAUCUUCCGGUUCAUCCCCCUCAAUAUCCACAACAUCACCGUCUGUUCCUUCACCUGCAUGUAGCCAUUCAUCUGCCGCUAAACCCGGUUCAUCACCAACAAUUAUACAAUCACCACCGACACUUGCUGCUCCGUCACCUGCUAUGUUUGCUCCUUCGCCAUCUAAAUCUGGAAUGGAAAAUAUGUCCGUAUCAAAACUCUUCCUAAUCGUCAUGAUGAUUUCUUCUUUUGUUUAUCUUUUAGCGUAGUUUUUUAAUCCUUCCAUUUAAUUCAGUUGAAAUAUUAUUCUGUUAUUGUUUCAUGGAUUUGGGGAGAAAUAAAUUAGAGAUGGUUAUGGUUUUCAAUUCUCGAUUUAGUUACCGAUUUUGAUUUCUUGAUUUUAUAUCCAAUAAAGUUAAUUAUCCCAACUUGUAAGCCCCAUCAAACUCGCAAGUUAACUUGCGAAGAGUUCGGUUCUGCACAACAAAAAAUAACGACGCUUACAAUUUUCUUUCCAUCAUCCCAACAACAAAAACUUUAUUUACCACAAAAAUGGAUUUUUAUAACUAUUUUAUAAACAGGAGAUAAAAUUUAGAUAAUUUCAUGGCUUACCACAAUUUUAAUGAUUUUAUAUUUGUCUCUACUGAAAAUAUAUAUGUUUUCAACUAAAUUUCAGCAUAUACGAUCUAAAAAUCUUCUAAAUAUCUAUCAACUAAAUUGUCAAAUAUAUUUUGAAAUAAUUAUUAUUAGUCUUUUAAAAAUUUUCUAAAUAUCUAUCAACUAAAUUGUCAAAUAUAUUUUCAAAUAAUUAUUAUUAGUCUUUUACUUAGUUAUUUAAUUAUAUUUUUGAAGUAAUACAUUCGUAACUGUUUAUAUUUGGAACUGUGCUAUGUGUGUGAUAAGAAAAUCGGAGAUUAGCUUUCUUUUUACAUAUUGUUAUCUCUAUUAGAAAUUUUAAAAUACAAACCAUUUAUAGUUUAAGUAAUAGAAUAGUCUUUUCAUAUAAAAAUAUAUGGUUUUUGUGCUCAGAUUAUGUUUAAAGGUCGCGAGGGCAAAAAAGUUGUUCAUUGCAAUCAAUGUCAUUGGAGAAUUUGAAAUUUUGAACACUCAUUUCAAAAAGCCAGAUAUAGACAAAUGAUGUUAUGCAGAUGCAAGAUAUGAACCAAAGACAGAUUGUCGACCUUAUUAUGGAAAAAGGAAAUGAACAUCAUGGAUUUGGAGAACUGAGCGGAGUGGACGAAGCUGGUACUGUUGAUCCAAUCUCAGUGUCGAUCAAUACAAUCACUACAAGAAAACAUAUUUUUUACGAGAGCGGUAUUCGUUGUAAAUUCGUCGUAAUAGGGGCUUUACGACGAAUUAACAUCGAUACGCGUUUCGUUGUUAAACGCUCGUCGUAACGGAGGUUUCGUCGUAAAGUCCUAGUUACGUUUACGAGGAAGUCAAUUCCUCGUAAAGCGGAAGGAAACUAUUCGUCGUAAUGCCCUCGUAAAUGACGAUGUAAAUACCUCGUAAUAGUUCGUUGUAAAAGCCACGUAAGGCUUCCACGUAAAGUCGAUGUAAAUUUUACGAGGACUUUACAACGACUUCAUGUAAAUUCCUCGUAAACGUUACGAGGACUUAACGUGGAAUUUU
Brassica napus (rape) is the source of this 2069-nucleotide messenger RNA. RefSeq names its product non-specific lipid transfer protein GPI-anchored 23. The transcript is spliced from 2 exons. The coding region runs from base 77 to 706 and encodes 209 amino acids. Gene Ontology annotation, biological process: lipid transport. Gene Ontology annotation, molecular function: lipid binding. The record is from RefSeq and is a predicted model, not a curated record. Lineage: Eukaryota; Viridiplantae; Streptophyta; Magnoliopsida; Brassicales; Brassicaceae.